Messenger RNA from Daphnia carinata, 1798 nucleotides. Its product is annotated as folylpolyglutamate synthase, mitochondrial-like. Gene Ontology annotation, cellular component: mitochondrion; cytosol; cytoplasm. The transcript is spliced from 10 exons. The record is from RefSeq and is a predicted model, not a curated record. Gene Ontology annotation, biological process: tetrahydrofolylpolyglutamate biosynthetic process. Gene Ontology annotation, molecular function: tetrahydrofolylpolyglutamate synthase activity; ATP binding. Lineage: Eukaryota; Metazoa; Arthropoda; Branchiopoda; Diplostraca; Daphniidae. Bases 35 to 1666 code for a protein of 543 amino acids.
AAUUUGACUUUUCUGGCAACGUUCAACAAUAACCAUGCAUGUCUUGUUUACUUAUUCGGUUAAGAGAUUAAAUUUCUCUAUAUUGCAUGCUUUAAAACCAUUUAGCAAGACAAAGUUUUUAACGAUGGAUUAUGCGGAUCUUAAAACAUUCUCAUGUUACAAGGAAAAUAAUUACGAGGCUGCUGUAGAAACUCUUAACUCCCUGCAGUCUAAUGCGUCUGUUCUCGAAAAAGCCCGGCUACAGAAAGAUAGACAAGCAAUCACAAAUGUUCCCUUCACCGAAAAGUACCUUAAUCGUCUAGGAAUAUCACUUGACAAAAUUGAUCAACAACUCAAAAUUAUCCAUGUUUCUGGUACUAAGGGCAAAGGAUCAACCUGUGCAUUUUGUGAAUCAAUACUUCGUCACCAUGGCUUGAAAACAGGAUUUUAUUCCUCACCUCAUCUAAUUGAGGUGCGUGAAAGAAUUAGAAUAAACGGAAAACCACUGAGCAAAGAGGAAUUUGCCAGAUACUUCUGGGAAGUCUACAAUCCAUUAAAAAAUUAUAUGGAUGAUGAACAUGACAUGCCAGCUUACUUCAAAUUUAUGACUAUUAUGGCAUUUUAUGUUUUCUUGAAUGAGGAAGUUGAAGUGGCUGUUUUUGAAGUAGGCAUAGGUGGACUUUAUGAUUGUACAAAUGUCAUAAGAAAACCAGUGGUUGUAGGCAUCACUUCAUUGGGACUGGAUCAUGUUAGCUUAUUAGGUAACACUGUGGAAAAAAUAGCUUUUCAUAAAGCAGGAAUUAUGAAGCCCUCAGUGCCCACCUAUACUGUCAGUGAUCAACCUGGAGAAAGCUUGCACAUACUAGCUGAGAAAGCAUUAGAAAUCAAGUGUCCUUUGUAUAUUGUACCUUCACUUGACGAAUAUCAUUGGGCUCCUUACCAAAUCAACUUAGGUUUGUCUGGAAAGGUCCAAAGGAAAAAUGCCUCUUUGGCCCUACAGUUGAGCCGUGCAUUUUUAAACCCUAAAAUUGAAAGUGGACCCGCUGAGCAAGAAAAGUUUAUCUUUCCAGUCCGUGCUUUACCAUUUCAAAUCCAUUUACCUGAUGCCCUGGGAUUAGCUCAAACUUUCUGGCCGGGUCGCUCUCAAAUUCUUCGUCUGAAGGGCGCAACUUUUUAUGUUGACGGUGCGCAUACACCAGAGAGCAUUGAGGCUUGCGUUGAGUGGUUUCUACAUGCGACUUCAUCAAAUCGAAGUAGACGAAAGAGAGUGUUGAUGUUCAAUACAACAGGUGAUCGAAAUGCCAGUUUGCUACUUGCACCUUUAAUACGCUGCCAGUUCGACGUUGCAAUAUUCUGUUCAAAUAUUAUUUGCAUAGAUAAUGAAUCAGCAUCUAAAGAUUUACUGAACCUUAUGGUGACUAAAGAUCAACAAGUCCGCAGGAGUAAUGUUAACAGUGAUGCCUGGCUCGAAAAUGGUUUUAGAUCCAAUGGUACAUCAUCGCAGAAGCAAAUUGUUGUAGCUUUACCCACGAUAAGCUCAGCUCUUGAUUAUGUCAAUACUGAACUAGUCGACAAUGAAACUGGCGAGUUAGAUGUACUAGUCACCGGUUCUUUACAUCUCGUGGGUGGAGUUCUAUCACUCUUGGAUACAGAUCACAACUUCCUCCAGGUUGGCAAAACCAAUUAAUUUUCUCCGCAGACUUCUUAAUAUCACCUGGAACACUUGAAUUUAAAAUGGAGUCCAAUAGCUUUUAUAAAUCAUGUACAGAAAACCUAAUGUUGCCGUCACUAUGUUUUAAUGGAAUUCUUCAUAUGGUUA